UGCUCCUGCUGCUCCUGCUGCUCCUGCUGCUCCUGCUGCUCCUGCUGCUCCUGCUGCUCCUGCUGCUCCUGCUGCUCCUGCUGCUCGCGCUGCUGGAGCUGCUGAAGCUGGAACUGGAGCUGCUGCUGUAGCUGUCGCUUCUGAUGGAGUCGCUGCUGAACUUGCUGAACUUGCUGCUGUAUGUGGUGUUGCUUUUGGGCCUGCGUGAUGUGGGUAUUAUGAGCCACGACGCCACUGAUUUCGCGCUUAAUUGCUUGCGCCACGUCGGGGUGCUGGACAGCCGCCCGGAGCAGCAGGUCGCUGCGCGCCUCAAUGUCAAGAUUGGUGAUACAGUACUGCAGCUCUUGAACCAUUGACGUGUCUGUGCCAUAUGGCACUCUCCCAGCUUGCGGCUGCUGAGGGUACUGGGGUUGAUCAGACUGCGGUAGGUACUGAGCCUGCUGGUACUGAUGAGAAUACUGGGCGGCCUGGGCCUGAGCGUGAGCCUGAGCAUGGGC
Lasiosphaeria miniovina is the source of this 497-nucleotide messenger RNA. RefSeq lists its product as uncharacterized. The record is from RefSeq and is a predicted model, not a curated record. Lineage: Eukaryota; Fungi; Ascomycota; Sordariomycetes; Sordariales; Lasiosphaeriaceae. Bases 144 to 356 code for a protein of 70 amino acids. The transcript has a single exon.